AUACUUAUAUUAGACUCAUACUUAUACUCAUACUUAUAUUAGACUCAUACUUUGGUGCUUAUGCUCACUAAAAUCAUAAUUAUAGUACGUUGUCCCAAUCGGGCAAACACCCUGAGAGCCGCAGGCAAUUUUUUUCUCGCGAAGAGAUAAAAAAAAAAUUUGAGCAGAGCUAAAAGAAACCUCUUAAAUCUGUUAGUGUUAGUAAGUAAUCCAACCGUAGGCCAACAACAUGCAACUCUCGUGGAAGGAUAUCCCUACUGUGCCAACGUCCAACGAUAUGUUGGACAUUGUGCUUAAUCGUACCCAGAGAAAAACCCCUACUGUUAUUAGACCAGGAUUUAAGAUCACUCGUAUUCGAGCCUUUUAUAUGAGAAAGGUUAAAUUUACAUCAGAAGGAUUUACUGAAAAAUUUAAUGAUAUUGUUGGAGGAUUCCCUAAUAUUAAUGAUGUUCAUCCAUUCCAUCGUGAUUUAAUGGAUACUUUAUAUGAAAAGAAUCAUUAUAAAGUAUCACUUGCAGCUGUAUCAAAGGCCAAAACUUUAAUUGAACAAGUAUCAAGAGAUUAUGUUAGAUUAUUAAAAUUUGGUCAAUCAUUAUAUCAAUGUAAACAAUUAAAGAGAGCUGCUUUAGGUAGAAUGGCUACUAUUACUAAAAAGUUAAAGGAUCCUUUAGUUUAUUUAGAACAAGUUAGACAACAUUUAGGUAGAUUACCAAGUAUUGAUCCAAAUACUAGAACUUUAGUUAUUUGUGGUUAUCCAAAUGUUGGUAAAUCAUCAUUUUUAAGAUGUAUUACAAAAGCCGAUGUUGAAGUUCAACCUUAUGCAUUUACAACUAAAUCUUUAUAUGUCGGACAUUUCGAUUAUAAAUAUUUAAGAUUUCAAGCUAUUGAUACUCCAGGAAUUUUAGAUAGACCAACUGAAGAAAUGAAUAAUAUUGAAAUGCAAUCUAUUUAUGCUAUUGCUCAUUUAAGAUCAUGUGUUUUAUAUUUUAUGGAUUUAUCAGAACAAUGUGGUUUCUCUAUUGAAGCUCAAGUUAAAUUAUUUCAUUCAAUUAAACCAUUAUUUGCUAAUAAAUCGGUUAUGGUAAUUAUGAAUAAAAGUGAUAUUAUUAAAGCAGAAGAUUUAUCUGAAUCUCAACAAGAAUUAUUAAAAUCAUUAACUACUUUACCAGGUGUUGAAGUCAUGCAUACUUCAUGUCAUGAAGAAGAAAAUGUUAUGCAAGUUCGUAAUCAUGCUUGUGAAAAAUUAUUAACUGCAAGAAUUGAACAAAAAUUAAAGGGAACUGCUAGAGUUAAUAAUGUAUUAAAUAAGAUUCAUGUUGCAAGACCUCAAGCAAGAGAUGAUAUUGAAAGAUCUGCAUUUAUUCCUGAUGCUAUUAAAGAAUUAGAAAAGUAUGAUGUUAAUGAUCCAAAUAGAAGAAAAUUAGCUAGAGAUAUUGAAGCAGAAAAUGGUGGAGCAGGAGUAUUUAAUAUUAAUUUGAAAGAUAAAUAUUUAUUAGAAGAUGAAGAUUGGAAGAAUGAUAUUAUGCCAGAAAUUUUAGAUGGUAAGAAUGUUUAUGAUUUCUUAGACCCAGAUAUUGCAGCUAAAUUACAAGCUUUAGAAGAUGAAGAAGAAAGAUUAGAAGCAGAAGGAUUUUAUGAUUCAGAUUCAGAUAUGGAAGAUGAAGAAGAAGAUAUUCAAGAUAUAAAAGAUAAAGCUCAAUGGAUUAGAGAUAAACAAAAGACAAUGAUCCUUGAAGCAAGAAAUAGAAAAUCUUUAAAGAAUAAAGCAAUUAUGCCAAGAGAUAAAAUUAAGAAAUCUUUCAAUGAAAUGGAAGAACAUAUGUAUAAUAUUGGUCAUGAAACAGAUAUAUUAAGAGAAAAAUCAGGUAAAAUUAAAUCAAAGAGAGAAUUAUCUGGUGUAGAUAUUUUAAAGAGAAAUCAAGGUAUACAAUCUUCAAAGAUUUCUAAGAAGAAAUCGGCUGCUUAUCAAACUGAUCGUCUUAAUGAUGGUGUGGCUGAUGGAGCCAUGAGAUCUCAAGCUGAAAGAUUAGCUAAAAUUCAAAGAAGAGAAAGAAAUAGAAAUGCCAGACAAGGUGAAGGUGAUCGUCAUUCAACUGCUUCCUUACCAAAACAUUUGUUCACUGGUAAAAGAGGUAUUGGAUCUAAUGACCGUCGUUAGAUAUCCAUUACAUUACAUUACAUUACAUUACAUAUACUAUAUAUAUAUAUUACAUACAUACAUAUAUCAAUUUUUGUGCACUAGUUAUCAAUAUAAAACCGUU
Scheffersomyces amazonensis is the source of this 2261-nucleotide messenger RNA. It is a transcript of the gene NOG1, whose product is annotated as putative GTPase. The record is from RefSeq and is a predicted model, not a curated record. Lineage: Eukaryota; Fungi; Ascomycota; Pichiomycetes; Serinales; Debaryomycetaceae. Gene Ontology annotation, molecular function: RNA binding; GTPase activity; GTP binding. Gene Ontology annotation, biological process: ribosomal large subunit biogenesis. The transcript has 2 exons. Gene Ontology annotation, cellular component: nucleolus. Bases 230 to 2158 code for a protein of 642 amino acids.